Raphanus sativus (radish) is the source of this 762-nucleotide messenger RNA. RefSeq lists its product as uncharacterized. The coding region runs from base 1 to 762 and encodes 253 amino acids. The transcript is spliced from 2 exons. Lineage: Eukaryota; Viridiplantae; Streptophyta; Magnoliopsida; Brassicales; Brassicaceae. The record is from RefSeq and is a predicted model, not a curated record.
AUGGAUCUUGAGGUUUUUGAAGAUUAUCCGUGGGGAAGAGUAGCAUUUAAAGGCUUGAUGGAUUCAGUGAAGAAGGCUGACCUUACAAAGACGUCAUACUACCUUGAUGGCUUUGUUGAGGUUCUUCAAGUCUGGAUCUACCACGCUCUCCCUGAAUUCGCAGCUGGUUACGGAGAUCCUGUGGAAGCAGAUCCUUUGGCAGGCACCCCGACUCCACCUCUGCUUGCCUUCUUAGGUGGCAAAGGCCGGAAACAUGGCAAGGAAAAGUUACAGAAACAGACUACCAUUAACACAUGUACUGUGAAGGAUUAUUCUGAAAUGUUUCCUCUCUGGGAUGAUGAAGUGGAAGAUAAAAAGGCUGAUAACAUUAUCGAGGCUAUUUUUUCCAGUGGAUGGUCAUGGAACCAAGCUCACUGGCCUGACACUGGAACCAAACUGUGGACAAGUGUGAAGGUUGAGUACAAAAAGGUGAAGACAAGCAAGAGGUCACUGUGCUCUGCUCCCACCGAGUCUGAGGAAGAAUCACCACGCAAGAAGGCUCGUGUGUCCCCUGGCCAGGAUACCUUGAAUGCAGAGAUAAAAGUUUGGCUCACUGCCAUGGCUUCUAGUAUGGUUGAAGGAUUGGGGAGAUGUGAGAGUUUGUUGACCACACAGGGCCGCAUGAUUGAGAGCCUUGCAAAAAAGGUAGAAGAUAUGGAGAAGAUUGUGGGUGGAGAGAAUUAUGAGGAUAAAAAAACUGAGGAAAACAAAGAUGACUUGUAG